GGAAUCUGAUCUCUGUUCUCUUUAUCUUCACAUUAGCUUCUUUGUUUGUCAAUUUUUUUCGUUACAUCGAUUUAGCAAGAUUCGUUACUCAUUCACGAGCUCUUCAAUUUCAUGAUUUUCGAAAUUUGGCAGAUUUAGGAAUAUUCGAUCUGAUGCUGUCGCUGAAUUUGAGAAGCUUCCACUGAGAUUAUAUGCCUGAUUUGAGGAGAAGUAGUUUUAGCAAAUCGAAGGAGACAAGUACUGAAUCUAUGAAAAAGCUCAUUGCUCGAGAAAUGUCGAAAGAGGUUGUUGAAGAUAGACAGAGUUCUAACAAUGUAGUUGCUAGAUUAAUGGGUUUAGAGACUGCUGCACCAAGGAGCAGAUCCAGAAGCUCUUCACGCUGUUCGUUGACUUGUGUGGGUAGUAAGUUUCAUAGAGGAGAUGAAAUCUGGGAUCAGAAGGCGAAUCUUUCAAGAAAAGGAAGUAUGAGUGAUAAACAGAUGGAUCUUGUUCGUCGAAAGUUCAUGGAAGUGACAGAUGACAAGCUUCACAGGUCCAGUGAGUUCCAAGAAGCAAUCCAAGUGUUAAGUUCUAACAAAGAUUUGUUCGUUAAGUUUCUCCAGGAAUCAAAUUCGUUGUUUUCUCAGCCUCUCUCUGACCAUCAGCCUGUUCCUCCUCAUCCAGAGGCUAAGCGCAUUACGGUAUUGAGACCUUCAAAGGCUGUUGGUGCUCAGAACUGUUUGGUUGAAGAUAGUAAGAAACCGGCUUCUUUGAAUCAGGAAACUGGAUGGAUCGAUGCUGUGCAGCCAACUCGAAUAGUUGUCUUGAAGCCUAGUCCUGGGAAGUCUCUAGAUAUAAAGGCUAUUGCUUCAUCUCCUCCUUAUUUUGAUGAGGCUGGAGAUGCUGAGACUAGAGAAGUGGCAAAGGAAAUUACACGUCAAAUACGUGAAACUUUUGAGGGUCAUUGCAGGAACGAGACCCUUUCUUCUUCUUCUUCAGUCUUGUCCAAUGGCUAUAUCGGUGAUGAUUAUUCGUUAAACAGGUCAAAUUACGAAUAUCCAGUGGGAAACAUUACUAACUCUGAGAUCAUGUCACCAUCCUCUAGGCAUUCAUGGGACUGUGCGAAUAGGUUUGAGAGUCCUUUUUCUUCCUCUUCGUUCAGUCGAGUCUCAUUUUCUCCAGACUCAUCUGUCUACAGAGAGGCAAAGAAACGGCUCUCUGAGAGAUGGGCAAUGAUGUCACUAAACGAAGACACACAUCAACCAAAAAACGUCCCGAAGGUCUCAACGGCCUUAGGCGAAGUGCUUGCACUUUCAGAGACGAAAGUGCCUACCGGAUCCAGUGAAGAGAGCAACAAAGUGAAACAAGAAACGAGACGAUCAGUCUCAUGCAUAGGCAGUGGUCUAGAUCAAGUAGAAAGCACAAGUGAUUUUCUGAAUACCCUUGAAAGGUCAAAAUCAGUCCCUGAGAUUAGGCUCAAUGGUGGAACUUCAAAAGCACAAGCUCCCCAAGAGCUUACUGAGUCAAGAAGCUUAAAGCCAUCGUGGAAAGUUUCAAGCUUCUUCUUCUUCCGGAAUAAAAAAUCAAACAAGGUCAAAGAUGCACCGUCUCAAUUGGCUAUAAACCGUGAUGCAUUACAACAACAAAAUAUUUUUACAAGCGAGGGUGAUGUGGAAAAUGAAAACCAGGACCAGCCGAGUCCAAUUUCGGUUUUACAGCCGGCUUUUGAAGACGAAUGUUCUGUAUCAGCAAAGCCAUGGACCACUCAAGGAGAAGAAAUGUCUCUAAAAUCUAAUAUGAUUGACAAAUCACCUCCUAUCGGAUCAAUUGCUCGGGUUUUCUCAUGGGAGGAUGAGUCAUACACGGACACAACUAAACCCGCAAUGGGAAUCGAGGAAGAUGAAGACUGGUAUGACUUCAUCAAAACACUCUUAACAGCGUCUGGUUUCAGCGGUAGUGACUCGCUUAUGACCCGUUGGCACUCACCGGAGAGCCCAUUAGACCCAUCAUUAAGAGACAAAUUUGCCAACAAGGAACUCAUCAAACGCAGGAAACAGAGAUCAAACCGCAAACUCGUAUUUGACUGUGUUAAUGCCAUCAUAACAGAGACAACAUCAACACUUGUGCACACCGGCUUAACCAAGGGAUUUAACAUGGUGGAGCAUGUUUGGACAGAGUUACAGGACUGGGCGGUGAGUGACGAGUUUGUCGGAAAAAUGUGGAGUUAUGGUCUACAAGUCGAAACAAACAACUUGGGGAUUGAAAUUGAAGUGAUAUUGUUGCAAGAGCUAGUUGAAGAAGCAGUCUUUGAUCUUACUCGAUGAAACAACGUAUAUACAUUAAUAUAAGCUUUUGUAAUAAUGAAACAUAUAUAGAUGAUAUAAUCUAAGAAAGAGUUUAACCUAUA
Molecule: messenger RNA, 2386 nt
Organism: Arabidopsis arenosa
Lineage: Eukaryota; Viridiplantae; Streptophyta; Magnoliopsida; Brassicales; Brassicaceae
Source: the annotation of a GenBank genome assembly